Talaromyces rugulosus is the source of this 3039-nucleotide messenger RNA. RefSeq lists its product as uncharacterized. The transcript is spliced from 4 exons. Gene Ontology annotation, biological process: exocytosis; Golgi to plasma membrane transport. NCBI's taxonomy places the organism in Eukaryota, Fungi, Ascomycota, Eurotiomycetes, Eurotiales, Trichocomaceae. The coding region runs from base 1 to 3039 and encodes 1012 amino acids. Gene Ontology annotation, cellular component: exocyst; extracellular region; cytoplasm. Gene Ontology annotation, molecular function: protein binding. The record is from RefSeq and is a predicted model, not a curated record.
AUGUCGAAGCCGAAAAAAGGCCCAGUCGCCGCUGGCCCUCCGCGGAGGGAUAUCCUGGCUUCAAUCAAAAUGGCCUCGAUGGAGAUCAUGUUGCCCGUUUUGCCUGCGGAGUUAAUGUCGCAAGCCUUGGACUAUGUUGAUCCGGUCGAUCUCAUAAGUGUCGCCCGGACGUCGAAACGCAUGCGCGAUAUGGUUUAUGACGAUUCUCGAUGGGUGGUACAACUGCAACGGAUGGGCUGUUGGAAUGAGGAAGAAGCGAGAAAGCAUGCCGAAAAGCAAACCGUCCCUCGGCACACCAUCUAUCAAUCACAAUGGAAACAGGAUAUUCCCGUCGCGAACCCCACGAGAAGGCGAUCAAGCGCUCGCAAAUUGUCAACUGCCGAUGGCUUCGAUCCUAUAUCCGUAUCGUCCGGCGAGAAGACGGGGAGUGCUGCUCGCGAACAGGGCAUGGAUAUAUUGAAGCAAGUCAAAUCAAUACGUGGGACUGCUCGGCAGGAAUAUGGCAAAGUCCACGCCGUUCUGGCACCGUUAUAUAACGAUAUCAUAAAAAACGGUGGCUCUACCAACAAUUUGAUCUUUCAGCGAUACACCGAUCCAGAGAACCAAGCUAAGAUGCUUGCCCAGCUUCUCAAGUUUGCAAAGACUGAUAUAUCUCGCGGCUCCGCUGAGCGUGAAGUAUGUCUCGAGGACGCAGUUCAACUAUUUGAGACCGCCGCCAUAGGGGAGUUACGAAGCGGAUACGAAGCGGAUAAUAUUGACGGGCACAUGCGCAAAUAUGCCCAUGUGUUGUGGAAUCUCAAUGGCGGCCAUUCCGCCAUUGACUUUUUCCUGAAUCACAACAAAGUUGAGACCGGUCGGUCUCAGUUUGGCAGUGUGAUUGAUUGUAUCGAUUCCGCUGCAGGAGACGUGAAGCUAGAGCAUACGCAAGCAUUUUUCACACGAUUUGGAGUUGCCUAUAACGAAGAGAUUGCCACUAUAGAUCGUGCGUUCCCACAAUCCCUCGACGUUUUCUCCCCGUUUUUAGAGAAAACAUGCCGCGAUGUGCUGGCGCCUUUUUUCACAAACCUAUUCGACGAGCUGCAUCGAACCAACCUCGAAGGCUAUUUAAAGGCGGUGUCUGGCACGUUUGCUCAAUGCUUAAAGUUCAUGUCUGACUUGAGAAUACCUCGAAAGUCAGAAGAGGAAAGGCAAGAUAGUACCACACGUAUCCUCGAACAGAUAUACGAACCCCAUUUAGAUCUGUAUCUAGCAGAGGAACUCGAUUUCUUCCGCAAAGGCUGUGAUGCAACGGUUGGCGAUUGGGAUAGACAGUUGUCAGAACAGGCGGCAUCCACCGAAUCGUUCCUCAUGUCUAAUGUCAAUCGACAGGCAGACAAGAAAGACUUUUUGACUUCUUUUAGGAAAGUGGUUAUGAUGCCAGUCAUGAUUCUUCCUCUGCCAUCAUUCUCCAGCAAGCCCCAGCAAGGGGCAGAAGACGAAGACGCAAAGAACAAAAAUGCAGCGCACAACAAGAGCACAGCCCGAUUUUCGACGGUGGCUCCUCCCGUGCCUACGCCUCUCACAGAGGCUCCUACUGACGAGUUGGCCGCAAAGGCGGCAUUAAUGAAUACGAAAUUGGAGGGUAUCAAGUCUCUUUUUAGUAUCGAGGUGGCUUUGGGCUUGGUUCAAGCGGCAAAAACCAGUCUCGAACGCGCUAUACAGUUUUUAAAACUAGGCGGUGCCUGGGGCAAGGCUACGAAACAGCAAUGCGAAAGUAUUUUCAUAUCAUUGCUUACAAUUCUAGGACACCGACAUGUCAUUACAGGAUUCGACAAAGCUGUUGACCACCUAUCCAAUUACCGACCACGCGAGCAAGGCGAACGCGAAAAGGGUGGCGUGGAGCCACUUGUGACGUUUCUUGAACUUGUUAAUGUCGGAGACCUUAUUUUACAAAUGAUGGAUGUCUUUUAUGAGCAGGAGCUUAUUGCAGCGAAGCUCGUCGAUAGAAGCGACUUCCUUGACCCGGCUGCGAAGGGGAAGAAAAGAUUCGAGCAAAUGCUGGAUGAGCGCGUGGCUUCUGGCCUGAACAAGGGAAUCGAUGUACUCAUGGAGGAGGUUGACUAUAUUCUGGCGACACGGCAAUUGACGACUGAUUUCCACCCUGACGCCGGCAUUGAUUCAACCACGCAGACGCCUGACAUAGGCGUUAGUGCGGCAGCGGUGGCGGUUGUUGACGUAGUUUCAUCGCAUAUCUCCAUGCUAGUGGGCAGCACCGACAAGAGCACGCUGGAUGUUUUUAACCAGGAGGUCGGGCUGAGGUUAUUCGGAGCGAUCUGCAAGCAUCUCAAACGACAGCGCAUCAGCGUGGAUGGGUCUUUGAAGUUAAUAAGUGAUAUGAAUCACUACUUCAAAUACGUCCAGACGCUGAAGAACAACGAGCUGCUGCUCUACUUUAAAGCCCUACGCGAACUCUCGCAAAUCUACCUAGUUGCCCCAUCCGAUGCCAAGGAGCUGGCAACUGUCAUCGCAGACAACGACCGCUUCCAGGGCAUUUUCCGUGCAGAGGAAGUAUACGAGUUUGCCGAACGAAGAGCAGAUUGGUUCCAGAUCCGACGCGAUGUCGAGCGGGCCAUGUAUGGCGGCGGUCCCAACGGCGAAAACCUCGCCGAAGGCUUCACCAACACCACCAACGCAAUCGCCGCCUGGGCGAGGGAAAGCAAAGACUACGAUUACUCCAAGCCCACAGGAUUCAGUGAAUCAACGGGCCAUUUCACGCAACUCGUGUGGAAGGCGACUACGCAAGUUGGGUGCGCUGUUGCAAACUGCUCGAAAUACGACGACAGUUUUCGUGCCAAUGGCAAAGAAGCGUUUGGAUGGUUUUUUGUGUGUGAGUAUUGGCCACCAGGGAAUGUCGUGGGUGAUCGGGAUCAGUAUUUUGAGGAGAAUGUUGAUCCGGCGGUUUCGAGUGGUGUUGCUGCUGCUCAUGCUGCUUUUUUGUAUGGAAGAGGGAUGGUGGGAUUGUGGUUGGUUGUGUUAAUUAUGGGCAUAUUUUUGUUUUAA